AUGCAACACAAAAGGAGUUUGAUGAGUUACAAGCUUUUCACGUGCGUUGCGGUGGCCAUCUUGUUGACACCUUUAGUGGAUUCCGUGAAAAUCGUGCCUUUGAAAAAGAACUUGAAGACAUUCAACGACUGGACGUGCAACAAACCUCAGCCUCGAGUGAUUCACAUUGACAAUUUGGAUGAGUUCAGCGCACCGAAUGCGAUUUAUUUGCCUUCCGCGUUGGUGAUUCAUCGCUGCGAUCAAUCGACGGGAUGUUGCAAGACGCCCGGUCAGGAAUGCAAAUCGGUGGAAACGGAAGAGGAGGAUGUCCAGUUCGCUAUCCGCGCGAAUUUCAUCGACAAUUCUGGUAGUGGCGAUCCAUCGGCGAAGAGGACGAACAAUCGAAACAAAACGAAGAAGGAAAAGAAAAUGAUGGUGACGCUGAGGAAUCACACGCGAUGCGAUUGCGUCGGGAAAUUGGAUUUAAGAGUAUGAUACGCCUGAGGGUCAAUGUU
Messenger RNA from Daphnia carinata, 494 nucleotides. RefSeq lists its product as uncharacterized. Gene Ontology annotation, cellular component: membrane. Gene Ontology annotation, biological process: hemocyte migration. Gene Ontology annotation, molecular function: growth factor activity. The coding region runs from base 1 to 474 and encodes 157 amino acids. The transcript has 2 exons. NCBI's taxonomy places the organism in Eukaryota, Metazoa, Arthropoda, Branchiopoda, Diplostraca, Daphniidae. The record is from RefSeq and is a predicted model, not a curated record.